Messenger RNA from Durusdinium trenchii, 1387 nucleotides. The record is from the annotation of a GenBank genome assembly. NCBI's taxonomy places the organism in Eukaryota, Dinophyceae, Suessiales, Symbiodiniaceae.
CUCGAAAUGACUUCUCCCGUGGGAAAUCCAUGGCUUCUCACUGGAGCUUCGCAGCUGCCACACCCCGCCCCUCCGUGUCGCCCGCGCGGUGCGCCGUCCCGGGUCGCGCGCGGGGCGCUGUCGGAGCUGCCACGCCGCGGGACGCUGGCGGCGGUGGCCGUUGGAGUGGGCGCCACCCUGGCGGCGGAUGGCGUGCUGCGGGCCACCCAGAGGGGCUACGCGGCGGCGGGGCCCGUGCUGUGGCCGCCGAGGCUUACGAGGGAGACACUUCGGAAGGAGCUGGUGGAGGGGCAGAUCUGGGGAUUGGAGCAGGUGAUCGCAUUCUUCACCGUUUCUGCAAACAUUCGGAUGCUGGUGGUGCGGCUUUCGGACGGCAAACUCUGGGUCUGCGGCCCCAUAGCUCCUACCCAAGAGUGUUUGCAACUCUUGGAUUCCCUGGGCCCAGUGGGCCACUUGGUGGUACCGGGCAGCGCCUUGGAGCACAAGUCCUCCCUCAGUGACUUCUCUCGGCGCUAUCCAAAGGCCUCAGUUUGGGUCUCUCCUGGUGCCUCAGGUGCCUUGGGAGAUCCUCCCUUGGGUCGCGUGGACGGUGUUUUGGGCGAGGGCACUCCACCCUGGGCCACAGAGAUCGACUUCAAGGUCUUCUACGUGGCUCCUCCAGAAACCGCAGGCACUUAUGCGGAGACCGCCUUCUUUCACAAGAAGACGCAGACGCUCCUGUUGACAGAUGCGGUUUUGAAGGUCCCUGAUGCAGCUCCUGAAAUCUUGGCAUCUUACGGUUAUGACGGAGAACCUCGACAACUCUCCGACAAGGAAUGGUACUACAAGUUUUUGGCUUUUAACUUCUUGGAACUUCGUGGCCAAGAUCAAGAAGACUUUCAGGCUUUGGCAAAGGCCAAAGGAGUGGUGAGCCCAAUCUUGCGCUUCACACUUUAUCCUAUUUGUCAAGCACAAGCCCAGCGAUGGGUCACUGCAGUGGCCCAGUGGCCAUUCCGCCGUGCAGUGGCCGGACACCUGGCCUCCCCAUUUCCCCUCACUCCACAGGACUUUCUGGACGCCUUUGGUUUUCUGCGUGGAAAGCCAAGCUCUUGGGAACCCCAGCGGCCACAGUUGGUGAACUUGCAAAAAGCUGCAGAGAGCUUGGAUGGGCCCGAGGCUCAUGUAGGGCUCAUGUGGGGCUCAUGAGCCGGCGAACGCUUGAGUGGGCUUGAGAUGCUUGAGUGGGUUUGAAAACCGUCGAUGGGUGCAUUGAGCUGAUGUCGCAAUACUGAAGAGUCAUGCUGACCGGACUGUGGUUUCCAAGGACCCUUCUACUUUUGACACGCAAACGCAAGGCUUCCAAAGUGAAUGACCUCCGUAUGGGAAUGGUGAAUGGUGAUCUUGGGCG